AUGUUGAUUGUCCUCGUCUUUGAUGGAAGACGAGAUCAGCAAAAUUCUGAAGGACAAUCGCUGCAUCCUCAUGGCAAACGUCUCACAUCUGAAGAGGAACAUCCUCAAUACCCUAGCCUUGCUGAGCCUUUUAUCCCUGAUCUUGAAUCAGUUGACCUCGGGCCUGAAGGCAAAUAUGGUACCCUUGACAAGGAAAAUUCUCAGUACCAUUGUCUUGUUGAGCCGUUUGUUAAUGAUCUUGCAUCAGUCGACCUUGAGCCUGAUCCUGUUGUUGACCUCAGGACCAAACGCCGACAUGGUACCCUUGAUCUCUCAUCAGUCGACCUUGAGCCUGAUCCCACUGUUGACCCCAAGAGCAAAAGCCGACAUGGUACCCUUGACGACAAUCAUGUCCAGUAUCCUUGUUUUGUUGAGCCGGUUGCUACUGAUCUUGCAUCAAUUGACCUUGAGCCCAAUCCUCUUGCCUACCGAGCUUGUCUGGCAUCUUUGGCAACACUUCCUUGCAAGAAAUCUCUUUGCACUGCAAAGUUAGAAGCUGCUGGUUCCAACAAUCAGCCUCCUGCGCAACCACCUCCAUCCCCGCAACAUCCUGUCAACUUACAUGAGAUGUUGACUACUACCGAUUUUCUCUCACAGUUCCAGCACUCAAGCAUGGGGAGGGGUGAAGAUGCAGAUACUCUGACUUCUGUAACAAGUGAAGAGACCAAUUCAGACAACUUGGUUGCUGGGAGUGAAGAUGCAGAUACUCUGACUUCUGUAACAAGUGAAGAGACCAAUUCAGACAAGUUGGCUCUGGUCCCAGCAACCAAGUAUCGUAAAGCUACUCAAGAGGUCAAAAAUUACAAGAUAUCCAUAGAUGGAGUUGAUGUUGAUGAAUGGGCCAAGUCUGUACCGGAUGAUGGGUCUGCAGGUGAACAAAGUCCUUUUGAUAGAGUGGACAUCCUCACUAAGAGGAAUACGACAGUCACUACUCUGAAGGAUUCUCCUGCCUUAGAUGAUGCUAUUGGUUUCUUUGAGACUCAUCACUGUGUCAUGCCAACAAAUGGUCUGUACAAACUACAUCCUGGACAAGCUUCUGAUCUUGAUUGGUUGGAAUGUAACAUGGCUGGUCUAUUUGAUUUAGAUCCUGCCCAUGUGCCACAACUUAGACCACCAGAUUUUGAAGCUUACAAGUCAGGCAGGCAACCAUCCGUUCUGUUUGUUCCUGAAACGCCUAUCAACUUUGUCAUUGAGUCUACUCCACUGCGAGACAAACCCAUAAACUUGAAUUACAAGCUGUCACCCUCUGGACCUUGA
Messenger RNA from Cylindrotheca closterium, 1296 nucleotides. The record is from the annotation of a GenBank genome assembly. NCBI's taxonomy places the organism in Eukaryota, Bacillariophyta, Bacillariophyceae, Bacillariales, Bacillariaceae.